AUGGAUAAAGUGGAUCCAGAGAACUGCACAAAGCCGUCCAAGUUUGCAGCUAUAAGGACAAAGUGGAACAAAUACGCCAAUAACGCAACUCUACAUGGUCUGUCACAUAUUGUCUCCAGCAGAACGGUUCUGCGACGAGUCUUAUGGUGUAUAUUUCUUUUAACGGGAAUUGGGUACGUGUCUUAUCAAUGGACGUGGCUUGUCAGGAAAUAUCUUAGCUACCCAGUGAACUCAAAAGUAACCGUGGAAUUCGAGUCAACCCUUGAAUUUCCAGCCAUAACAAUCUGCAACUUUAACAUGCUGAGACAGUCAUUCGUCGAUCAAGAGAAUUUAGGAAAUGUUGGCAAGUACGUGUUAAGUAACAAACUUCCCUGGUGGGAAGAAAAGACAGGCGAAAUCGAUUGGAAACGCUUUGAAAAUGUCAGCACUUCGGCUACUUAUUCCAUGGCAGGACAUCAAAUUAAGGAUAUGGUUAUGGAAUGCUACUGGAUUGGUGAAAUGUGUAGCUUUCGCAAUUUUACGCCUGUUUUGACCUCUAUGGGGCUUUGCCACACAUUUAAUUCAGGUCAGUAUGUUUGGUUUUGA
This is a messenger RNA of Porites evermanni, 585 nucleotides long. The record is from the annotation of a GenBank genome assembly. Lineage: Eukaryota; Metazoa; Cnidaria; Anthozoa; Scleractinia; Poritidae.